Molecule: messenger RNA, 1215 nt
Organism: Pangasianodon hypophthalmus (striped catfish)
Lineage: Eukaryota; Metazoa; Chordata; Actinopteri; Siluriformes; Pangasiidae
Product: adhesion G protein-coupled receptor E3-like
Exons: 5
Coding region: 1-771 (256 amino acids)
Biological process (GO): adenylate cyclase-activating G protein-coupled receptor signaling pathway
Molecular function (GO): G protein-coupled receptor activity
Source: RefSeq, a predicted model, not a curated record
AUGGUGGUUGAACCGAAUUCCUCCUUCAAUAAAAUCCUCCAACUCCAAACAUGCAACGCUUCUAUGGAUAUAGAUCUCAUUGGGCUUUCAAAGAAUAAUAAAGGAUCAGCUGCUGUGGCCUUCAUGAGUUUCACCGACAUGGCAGACAUUCUGAAACCUAGCUUCUUCAACACAGCUGCCAACACAUGGAAAACGCUGGUCUCUAUUGUGGUGUUAGCGACACUUCCCAAAACCACUAACAAACACCUCACCACACCAGUCAACGUCACCUUCACACACACUGAUGAGUUAGAUCCUGAAGCUAAACUCUCCUGUGUGUACUGGAAGGAAAGUGAAUGGGUUGAAGAUGGCUGUGCUGUUACACAGACUAACAGCACUCAUACUGUGUGCUCCUGUGACCACCUGUCAGUGUUUGCUCUCAUCAUGGAGAUUGUUCCAUGUAAGACACUAUUUGGAGCCACUGUGUCCCUGCACUGUAACCGUGUGUUGAACAUGUCCAUUGCUCAGGUAGUGGGAAUUUUCUUCCUGACCUUGUGUCUACUGACAUUUUCUUUUUGCUGUCGGAACCCAAAUGAAACCAACACAGCUCUGAUAAACCUGUGUUUAAACCUCCUGCUGUUCCACCUUGUCGACCUGCUCAAAAAUCUUUUCCAACCGCAUCUACAACCCCCGGUGAGUGUUGUACACAGCUUUAGCAGGUCAAAAUCAAUACCUGGAUACUUUCUCGCCAUUUUUUUUCUCUCUCUUUCCAGCAAGCAUGUGCAGUCGUGAAUGGUAUCCGAUGGUUCUUCUUUAUCUCUUCUUUUGUGUGGAUGUUCAUUGAGACUGUGCUGCUCUUCCUACUUGUGAAGAACCUGGUAAAGGUCAGAUCAAACCAGAGGGAGGUGCUUAGCUUGAAAUGGUUAAAUAUGAUUGGAUACCUCAUUCCCCUGGUUGUGGUCCUCAUGUGUGCACUAGCCAUUCCACAAAAAAAGUCCAUUAAUGAAAAAUGCUGGGGAACUCAUGAUAUAGACACGAUCUUUGACAUUCCUGUACUUUUCAUUGUUGCAGUGAGUACUACAGACUUCUUUACAGCAAAACAUAUAAACCAUGAAACGUCUUAUUCAGUGAAGCAAAAUAAUAUUGUUUUUUGAAGAUAAAAUUAAGAGUUUAAACCACAUAUGUAUGCUGGUCUGGGCCAAUAGCAAAAAUGAAACUUUGAGUCAAAUGGUUUAA